AUGUCACAGCCUUCUAUCAAGUGCCUCUAUGCUCUGAUCCUGGUGUCUCUUGCAGCAUUCACAGCAGGGGGACACCCAUCCUCACCACCCGUAGUGGACACCCUGCAAGGCAAAGUCCUCGGGAAGUAUGUCAGCUUAGAAGGAUUCACACAGCCUGUGGCCGUCUUCCUGGGAGUCCCCUUUGCCAAGCCCCCUCUUGGAUCUCUGAGGUUUGCUCCACCAGAGCCUGCAGAGCCCUGGAGCUUCGUAAAGAACACCACCUCCUACCCUCCUAUGUGCUCCCAAGACCCAGUGGCAGGGCAAAUAGUCAAUGACCUUCUAACUAACAGGAAAGAGAACAUUCCUCUCCAGUUUUCUGAAGACUGUCUCUACCUAAAUAUUUACACUCCUGCUGACUUGACAAAACGUGAUAGACUGCUGGUGAUGGUGUGGAUCCAUGGAGGUGGACUAGUGUUAGGUGGAGCAGCCACCUAUGAUGGACUAGCCCUGUCUACUCAUGAAAAUGUGGUGGUAUUGGUCAUUCAAUACCGUCUGGGUAUUUGGGGAUUCUUCAGCACAGGGGAUGAACACAGCCAGGGCAACUGGGGUCACUUAGACCAGGUGGCUGCACUGCACUGGGUCCAGGACAACAUUGACAACUUUGGGGGGGAUCCAGGCUCUGUGACCAUCUUUGGAGAGUCAGCAGGAGGUUUCAGUGUCUCUGUUCUUGUGUUGUCUCCCUUGGCCAAGAAUCUCUUUCACAAGGCCAUUUCUGAAAGUGGCGUGGCCCUCACUGCAGGCCUGGUCAAGAAGAACACCAGGCCCUUGGCUGAGAAAAUUGCUGUCGUAUCUGGUUAUAAAAACACAACUUCAGCUGCCAUGGUUCACUGCCUUCGCCAGAAGACAGAGGAAGAGCUCUUGGAGACCACACUAAAAUUGAAUCUUUUUUCGCUGGAUUUGCAUGGAGACUCCAGGCAGAGCUAUCCGUUUGUUCCCACUGUGCUUGAUGGAGUGUUGCUGCCAAAGAUGCCUGAGGAGAUCCUGGCUGAGAAGGACUUCAACACUGUGCCCUGCACAAUCAACAAGCAAGAGUUUGGCUGGAUUCUGCCAACAAUGAUGAACUAUCCACCCUCUGAUAUGAAAUUGGACCCAAUGACAGCCACAUCGCUCUUGAAGAAGUCUUCUUUUCUUAACCUUCCUGAAGAAGCAAUUCCAGUGGCCAUUGAGAAGUAUUUAAGAUACACAGAUGACCAAGGCAGAAAUAAAGACCAACUUCUGGAAUUGAUUGGGGAUGUGAUAUUCGGUGUCCCAUCAGUGAUUGUCUCCCGUGGACAUAGAGAUGCUGGAGCCCCACAUACAUUUCAAUACAAGUUUCAAAAAUAUCACCCGAAAUCUACUCUGUCUUUCUCAUCCAAAAUAAAACCAAAGAUCCUGAUCAGUAAUGCACCAAGAGAAAUGAGUCACCCCAGUGUCCCAUUUGAAAACAAAAAUGCCCCUGAUGCUUCGUUCCCCAUCCAUAAUGUGAAUGAGGAUGAGGUCAAGCUGUUUCUGACUAUGAGGUACCCAUCCUCACCACCUGUGGUGAACACUGUUAAAGGCAAAGUCCUGGGGAAGUAUGUCAAUUUGGAAGGAUUUGCACAGCCUGUGGCUGUUUUCCUGGGAAUCCCCUUUGCCAAGCCCCCUCUUGGCUCCUUGAGGUUUGCUCCACCACAGCCUGCAGAGCCUUGGAGCUUUGUGAAGAAUACUACCUCCUACCCACCUAUGUGCUCUCAAGAUGCUGUUGGAGGGCAGGUUCUCUCAGAGCUUUUCACCAACAGGAAGGAAAACAUUCCUUUACAGUUUUCUGAAGACUGCCUCUACCUGAAUGUUUAUACUCCCGCUGACUUGACAAAGAACAGCCGGCUACCAGUGAUGGUGUGGAUCCAUGGAGGUGGACUGGUAGUGGGUGGAGCAUCCACCUAUGAUGGACGGGCCCUCUCUGCCCAUGAAAAUGUGGUGGUGGUGACCAUUCAGUAUCGCCUUGGCAUCUGGGGAUUCUUCAGCACAGGGGAUGAACACAGCCAGGGCAACUGGGGUCACUUGGACCAGCUGGCUGCACUACACUGGGUCCAGGACAAUAUUGCCAACUUUGGGGGCAACCCAGGCUCUGUGACCAUCUUUGGAGAAUCUGCAGGAGGUUUCAGUGUCUCUGUUCUUGUGUUAUCUCCUCUGGCCAAGAACCUCUUCCACAGGGCCAUUUCUGAGAGUGGUGUGUCCCUCAAUACUGCUCUGAUUACAACAGAUAGCAAGCCCAUUGCUGAUGCCAAACUAAAAACUGCAGAAAACUUCCGAACGAUGGCAAUCUGA
Molecule: messenger RNA, 2325 nt
Organism: Rattus rattus (black rat)
Lineage: Eukaryota; Metazoa; Chordata; Mammalia; Rodentia; Muridae
Product: carboxylesterase 1E-like
Biological process (GO): lipid catabolic process
Cellular component (GO): lipid droplet; endoplasmic reticulum
Molecular function (GO): carboxylic ester hydrolase activity
Source: RefSeq, a predicted model, not a curated record